AUACACCACCCCAGUUCAAAUUUAGAGAAGCAUAAAAACGGUCGAUAAAUACAAUUUAUGGAAAAUGUAUUCAAUUCAAGGAGGCAAAACGCUCCAGCAAAUUCUAAAAUUAUUUUACCUGAGUGGAAUAUGGCAAAGUAACGAAGAAUCCAAAUACCGCAGAAUCAGCAAGAGAUUAUUCUACACUUUUUUUGCUGCUUUCUGUCCAUCCUUUUUUGCAACUAAUUCAUUUCUAUGUGCCGAUCGAAAUGAAAUGAUUUUUUCAACACAGGCUGUAAUUUUGGCGUCGGUCAUAUACGUCAAAUCUUUGUACCUUCUCUUCAAGAAACCGGAAAUCCUUGCAUUUUUAUAUGAUCCGAUCGUUGUUCAUUCAAUUGAAACACGUGAAGAAUAUGAGCGAAUGAGCAAAAAGAUAAAGAAAUUUAUGACUUUCGUACGUCCAUAUUUUUUGGCGAUAUGUUUAACUGCUGCUUCGCUCAUUAUUAUAGAACUGCCAAUAUUCUCCGCUGACAAAGGGCUGCCCUUUUUUAUUAGUUUCACUUGGAACGAUUCAGAAGUUGUUUAUUGGUUGGCGUACUUGUUCCUAUCUCUGUCAACGGUGCUGUACUGUGUAAUAAAUUUUAGUAAUGCGAUAAUUUGGUACAUAAUGCUGAAUUAUUCUGUGGAGUACCAACUGUUGGGGAAUAGGUUGAGAAACUUAGGAGUGACUAUAGCGAAAAAUCAGAACAAAAACGAAAAAGAAAAGAAAAUCGGGAAACCAGAACUGAAACAGAAAACCAUCAAUUCGGUACCACAAAGUAAAAAAUUCGUCGAAAACUUAAUCGUUUUGGUAAAAGCUCAUCGAAACAUGACGGAAACAAUCGAGCGAUUCAGGAUCCUGUUUCUCAACAUUAUUUCUGGCCCAAAUCACAACCAGCGGCAUAAUAAUUUGUGUUUCUGUGGUCUUGAUAUAUCCAAUGAACUCGGAAACUUUUAUGACGAUGAAGAAAUCGAUGAGGUUUUGGAAGAUUUGAUGAACGAUUUGGAAGUGGUUCCAAUGUUUCGGUACUCAUGUAUCGACUGUGCCUAA
This is a messenger RNA of Bradysia coprophila, 1069 nucleotides long. RefSeq names its product putative odorant receptor 71a. Gene Ontology annotation, molecular function: odorant binding; olfactory receptor activity. The record is from RefSeq and is a predicted model, not a curated record. Gene Ontology annotation, cellular component: plasma membrane. Gene Ontology annotation, biological process: sensory perception of smell; detection of chemical stimulus involved in sensory perception of smell. Lineage: Eukaryota; Metazoa; Arthropoda; Insecta; Diptera; Sciaridae.